UGCAGUUUAUCAUGGAGGAGUAUGCCCGUGAACCUUGUCCAUGGAGGAUAGUUGAUGACUGUGGGGGUGCAUUUACCAUGGGGGCCAUUGGUGGUGGGGUGUUCCAGUCUGUUAAAGGCUUUCGCAACGCCCCUGUGGGUGUACGACACAGGCUGAGAGGGAGUGCAAAUGCUGUGAGAGUUAGAGCACCACAAAUUGGAGGUAGUUUUGCUGUAUGGGGUGGACUCUUUUCCACCAUAGACUGUGGUUUAGUGCGUCUACGUGGCAAGGAAGACCCUUGGAACUCCAUCACCAGUGGAGCCAUGACUGGAGCUAUACUGGCUGCACGCAGUGGACCUCUAGCUAUGGCGGGCUCUGCAAUGAUGGGUGGAAUCCUGCUUGCCCUAAUUGAGGGCUUUGGGAUACUCCUUACUAGAUACACAGCACAGCAGUUUCAGAAUCCGAGUCCAUUUGUGGAGGACCCGAGUCAGCUUCCCCCGAAAGGAGGAGGCCAGGAAACCCGUGGUUAUGGACAGUAUCAUUAGAACCUCUGUGUUACCAUGGUGACUAAUAUAAUAGACUUUGAAAAAGUGAGUGGACUGUUAGAAGUUUAGGAGCCUCCACACACAGAACCCUCCAGAGACCAGGGGAGGGGAACCUCGCCUGAACCGUUCAUCAUCUGGUAUUGAUGAUAGAUACUAUUUAUACUGAUGCCACUCAGGGGGAAACAGUAAGUAAUUUGUAUUAUUUAUAAAUUGUGAGAAACAUUUUGGUAUUUUCUCUUGUUGCAAAGGGAAGAAGUGGGAGCAUUGGUACCCAAAGAUUUUCAUCAAGCACAUAAUAUUUUUAGUUUACACCUGUUUUGACACAUCAUACGUUGACUACAUAAGAAAAAUAUACAGUUGAAGUCUGAAGUUUACAUACACCUCAGCCAAAUACAUUUAAAUUCAGUUUUUCACAAUUCCUGACAUUUAAUCGUAGAAAACAUACCCUGUCUAAGGUCAGUUAGGAUCACUAUUGUAAGAAUGUGAAAUGUCAGAAUAAUAGUAAAGAGAAUGAUUUAUUUCAGCUUUUAUUUCUUUCAUCACAUUCCCAGUGUGUCAGAAGUUUACAUACACUUUGUUAGUAUUUGGUAGCAUUGCCUUUAAAUUGUUUAACUUGGGUCAAACGUUUUGGGUAGCCUUCCACAAGCUUCUCACAAUAAGUUGCUGGAAUUUUGGCCCAUUCCUCCAGACAGAACUGGUGUAAAUGAGUCAGGUUUGUAGCCCUUCUUGCUCGCACACACUUUUUCAGUUCUGCCCACAAAUUUUCUAUCAGAUUGAGGUCAGGGCUUUGUUAUGGCCACUCCAAUACCUUGACUUUGUUGUCCUUAAGCCAUUUUGCCACAAUUGUGGAGGUAUGCCUGGGGUCAUUGUCCAUUUGGAAGACCCAUUUGCGACCGAGCUUUAACUUCCUAGCUGAUGUCUUGAGAUGUUGCUUCAAUAUAUCCACAUCAUUUUCCUCCCUCAUGAUGCCAUCUAUAUUGUGAAGUGCACCAGUCCCUCCUGCAGCAAAGCACCCCCACAACAUGAUGCUGUCCCAUGCUUCACGGUGGGGAUGGUGUUCUUCGGCUUGCAAGCCUCACCCUUUUUCCUCCAAACAUAACGAUGGUCAUUAUGGCCAAAAAGUUCAAUUUUUGUUUCAUCGGAACAGAGGAAAUUUCUCCAAAAAGUAAAUUCUUUGUCCCCAUGUGCACUUGCAAACUGUAGUGUGGCUUUUUAUGGCGGUUUUGGAGCAGUGGCUUCUAAAUUGCUGAGCAGCCUUUUAGGUUAUGUCAAUAUAGGACUCGUUUAACUGUGGAUAUAGAUACUCGUCUACCUGUUUCCUCCAGCAUCUUUACAAGGUCCUUUGCUGUUGUUCUGAGAUUGAUUUGCACUUUUCGCACCAAAGUACGUUCAUCUCUAGGAGACAGAAUGUGUCUCCUUCCUGAGCGGUAUGAUGGCUGCGUGGUCCUAUGGUGUUUAUACUUGCAUACUAUUGUUUGUACAGAUGAACGUGGUACCUUCAGGCAUUUGGAAAUUGCUCCCAAGGAUGAACCAGACUUGUGGAGGUCGACAAUUUUUUUUCUGAGGUCUUGGCUGAUUUCUUUUGAUUUUCCCAUGAUGUCAAGCAAAGAGACACUGAGUUUGAAGGUAGGCCUUAAAAUACAUCCACAGGUACAUCUCCAGUUCAGUACACCUCCUAUCAGAAGCUAAUUGUCUAAAGGCUUGACAUCAUUUUAUGGCAUUUUCCAAAUUGCUUAAAGGCACAGUUAACUUAGUGUAUGUAAUCUUCUGACCCACUGGAAUUGUGAUAUAGUCAAUUAAAAGCGAAACAAUCUGUCUGUAAACAAUUGUUGGAAAAAUUACUCGUGUCAUGCACAAAGUAGAUGUCCUAAACGACUUGCCAAAACUAUAGUUUGCUAAUAUUAAAUCUGUGGAGUGGUUAAAAAAUAAGUUUUAAUGACUUCAACCUAAGUGUAUGUAAACUUCUGACUUAAACUGUAUAGUUUGUCUAAAUAGAAAAGAUUCAAGGACAUUGCAUUUCAAGCAAUUUUUAGUUCGUGAAAAAUUAUUCCUGUACAAAAGCCAGUUUUGGCUCAUAUUUUAACGUCACUGAUACAGUGUUAUACAAAUGAGCAAUGUAUGGCUGCACUAAAUUUUUCUAUUUAUCUUUACCUGUUUUAUUAAGUUUUGAAUUAAUGCAAUCCAUGACUUGAAUUUGUACUAUUGCUUCACCAUUAAGAAAGAUCCUCUUUUAGAUCAUAUUUUGAUCUUUUACACUUUUUCAAUAUGCCAGCCACCUAGCCUUCUUUCUUGUGCUGACAAACUUAGUAUUUGUUUAUAUGCUCCAUUUGAUAAUGUGCAGUCAGGAGAGACACUGUUGUUGAAAUUAAUAUUCAGCUUUAGCACUUGAAUGUUCUUCUAUCAGAUCAAGUCAAUGAUCCUUUCAAUGUUUUCAAUCUCUUCAGUUUUGUACUGCUGAGUUUCCUAUGCUUUCUUUAUCACUUUUUUGAUGGAUAUUUUUUUUUGUGUGUGUGCACUUCAAGAAAGAGAAUAUGUAUGAGUAAAUUGUCUCAGAGUAUUUUAUGGUUGAUACAUUUUGUCUUGAAGUGUAAUUUGGUGUUAAAGGAAUAUUUCGUGUUCAAUACAAGUUGAGCUCAGUUGACAGCAUUUGUGGCAUAAUGUUGAUUAUCACAAAAAUAAAUUUUGACUUGUUCUUCCUUUUCUUUAAAAAAGCAAAAUCUGGGUUACAUUGAAGCACUUACAAUGGAAGUGAAUAGGGCCAAUUUGUAAAUGUUAAAAUACUCACUGUUUCAAAUGUUUAGCCACAAGACAUAAAAAAUAUAAGUGUUUACAUGAUUUUAGUGUGAUAAAAUCAUUUACUAAAUUUUCUGUGUAAAGUUAUCCAAUUUUACAUCUUUUUUGCCAUGAUGAUGUAAUGUCAACAAACCCUAAAAUGACGGUAAAAAAACUAUGAUUUAAACAACUUUACAGCUAAAAUAAUACAUGUUUGACCAGUAGAAUUAAUGUAAGUGCUUUUACAGUCCUGAUUUCUUCUGUUUUUGUGUAUCAUACUAAAUUGUUUCAAAAGGUCAAACAAAAUCUAACAUAAAAAGGCAAUCUGAGUAAACACAAAAUACAGUUUUUUUAAUGAUGAUGUUAUUUAUUGAAGCAAAAAGUUAUCCAAUACCAACUGGGCCUGUGUGGAAAAAGUAUUUGCCCCCUUAGUUACUAAAUCCCCAAAUCUAUGAAACUGCAUUCAUAAUGGGGUUCAGCUGGACCAGACACACCCAGGCCUGAUUACUGCAAGCCCUGUUCAAUCAAAUCAACACCUAAAUAGAACUUUUUCAGCAGCAUGAAGUUGGCUAAAAGGUCUCACCCAAUAGCACACUAUUCCAAGGUCGAAAGAAAUUCCAGAAAUGAAGAGGAAAAAAGGUGAUUGAAAUACAUCAGUCUGGGAAGGGUUACAAAAUUGUUUCAAAGGCUCUGGGACACCAAAGAGCCAUAGUGAGAGCCAUUAUCUCCAAAUGGAGAAAACUUGGCACAGUAGUGAACCUUGCCAGAAGUGGCUGACCUUCCAAAAUUCCUCCAAGAGCACAGCAAGGACUUAUCCAGGAAGUCAAGCCAAGGACAACAUCCAAGGAACUGCAGGCCUCUCUCGCAUCAGGGUCACUGUUCAUGACUUCAUUAUCAGAAAGACACUGGCCAAAAAUGCCAUCCAUGGAAGAGUGGCGAGGCGAAAACCACUGCUGUGCUGACUCAGAAGAACAUAAAUGUUUGUCUGAAUUUUUCGAAAACGCACCUUGAUGAUCCUCAAACCUUUUGGGAGAAUGUUCUGUGGACUGUUGAGUUGAAAGUGGAACUGUCUGGAAGACGGGUCCCAUUACAUCUGGUGUAAAUCAAACAGAAUUCCACAAAAAGAACAUCAUACCUACGGUCAAGCGUGGUGGUGAUAGUGUGAUGGUGUGGGGAUGCUUUGCUGCUUCAGGGUCAGGGCGACUUUCAGUAAAUGAGGGAAACAUGAUUUCUGCUCUCUACCAGAAAAUCCUAAAGGAGAACGUCAGCCAUCAGUCCGUGAGUUGAAGCUCAAGCGCAGCUGGAUUAUGCAGCAAGAUAAUUAUCAAAAGCAUUGGAGUAAGUUCACCUCUGAAUGGCUCAAAAGAAGCAAAAUUAAAGUUUUGAAGUGGCCUAGUCCUGACUUGAACCUGAUUGAGAUGCUGUGGAUUAAACCUUAAAGGAUUAGUUCACCCAAAAAUGAAAUUUGCUGAUUAUUUAAUCACCCUCAAGUAUGACUUUCUUUCUUCCUCAGAGCAGGAUUUAUGAUUUUUAGGAAAGUACCCCAGGUUUUUUGCUUCAUCCAAUGCAGUUUUUAAAAUAUCACCAUGAGAUUUUUGAAAUGUUUUUUUUUAUUAUAAAUUUAUUUAUUUUUUUUUUUAUUUUUUUUAUUUCAACACAAAUUCAGCACUCACUCAUUAAUUUAU
Molecule: messenger RNA, 4981 nt
Organism: Myxocyprinus asiaticus (Chinese sucker)
Lineage: Eukaryota; Metazoa; Chordata; Actinopteri; Cypriniformes; Catostomidae
Gene: timm17b
Product: translocase of inner mitochondrial membrane 17 homolog B (yeast)
Exons: 6
Coding region: 12-524 (170 amino acids)
Biological process (GO): protein import into mitochondrial matrix
Cellular component (GO): TIM23 mitochondrial import inner membrane translocase complex; mitochondrial inner membrane
Molecular function (GO): transmembrane protein transporter activity
Source: RefSeq, a predicted model, not a curated record